GUGAAAAUCCAAUAUGGCCACUUUGUACACAAUUUUAUUCAAAUGAGUUCACUAGGACAACUAGAUCAUGUGACAGUCAUGUGAUACUUAAUUCCAAACAUAGUACCUGGUGAUUUUACAUUAGUUGUGCAGUUAUUCAGACAUGAAGCAAGCUUUGUGUGCAGUUAUCAGCGUUCUGUUGGUGAGUCAGUGUGUGGCUCUCACACCAUACUAUCUCAAGCAACACAAGAACAACGCCCAUGUGUUCACUCAGCUGGUAAAGGUCCCCUCUAGGCCACAGUCAGGCCUCGACCUCUGUCCAACCUGUAUACAAUUCGGUGACAAUGCGCUCAACGCCCUCCUCAAUAUCAUUCUCAACUCGGGUGUUGUUGGUUCGUGCAGUGCACUCUGCAGUCUAUUAGAACAAGAGACGGGGAGUAAGGCUUUGGGUGUUGUAUGCACUCUGUUCUGUGAUGUAGAAGGAAUUAAAGAAUUCAUCAAGAUUAUCAACAGGGCUGAUUUAGAUCCCAUUUACUACUGUCAGCUGCUUAGAGCGUGCCCAAUUAACGAUAAUGGAGAUGCAAAGAUCACAUCCCUCACAGUGGACCCACCAUCUGGACCACAAGGUACUUUUAACAUCCGUUUAGUGUGGGCUACCAACAAUGGUACUGGCACAGGCCAAGUCAUCUUACAAGUAGAGACCCAGGAUGGCCUUCCAGUCGAGGGAGCAUUCCUGAAUGAAGCAAAGCUCGCAGGUAACUACGAACUUAAUAUUCAACUAAAAGCCCAACCCGACCCCGGCUGUGACCCGUCUCAAGGACCAUGUGAGAAAUGGGAACCUGGAACUUAUCCCGUACAAGUUGCUGUGUGUAACGGUGAAUGUGGAAGUAAACAUCCUCAUAGUAAAGUGUUCGACCAAGGUAGUACUAACUUCACCAUCACACCAGAGGGCAUGAGAUGGAGACGGUUUACAUAAAACACUUACCAGUCAUGUCUCCUGAAUAUGGGACUCUUGCAAUUGAUAUUACAUAAUUGGACGUUUGUCAAUCUAAAAUUUGGCAACUCUCAUUUUCAACUCUGAUUUUCCGUAUUCAAUAUCUAUUCUGAUGAUACAAUAAAUAACACAUCAUGGAUUUACAGAUAUCACAUGUCCUACGCAAACAAAGCGUAUUUUAAAAUUAAUUAUAUCACACGAGGUUUAUUGGACACUUGAUACACACUAAUAUGAUUAUUAUAAGGUUAUGAAGAAUUACGCAUUUUGUAUUAAAGAAUUACAUUAAUAUGUUUGUGUC
Messenger RNA from Owenia fusiformis, 1271 nucleotides. The record is from the annotation of a GenBank genome assembly. NCBI's taxonomy places the organism in Eukaryota, Metazoa, Annelida, Polychaeta, Sabellida, Oweniidae.